AUCAUUUUAGACAACUGUAAUUGCAUGUAACUUGAAGAAUGCAACGGUUCAUGCAUCUGAGACCGAUAAACGCGAUUUUGUUAUCCAAAUAGCACCCGCAGAAUCCAGUAACAUGUGAGUUAUCAACCAUAUGUUUAUUAAAAAAAAAUGUAUUUACCUUUUCUUCUUCUUUUUUGUAGAAUAAGCUUACAAACAGAAACCGCCAUUGAUUUCUCCAACUGGUUACAAGCGUUGAGUUCUUGGAACCCACAAAAGCAAACGGGGACAUCACUUCACACGACAACAACAGCGGGUGGUGUGAAUACCAACCACAGUAGUAAAAAGUCUACCUUACCUACCACUCGAAAAAGUGCUAUUCCUCAUCCUCGGUAUUCAGGAACACAUAGUAGCAACCGAUCAUUUCUUACCAAAAAAUCGAGUUUUGGAGGCGGCAGUGGCGGAGGUAACGGUGGUGGUAAUACGAUCACGGUGGAUCAUCAACAUAAAAAGAUGAUGGAAACCUCAUUAAAUCAUAUCAACGUACCCGUAAGUUAGAUCUAUAUGUAUAUAUAAAACAAAUAGCUGAUUACUUUUUCUAAAAUACG
Mucor mucedo is the source of this 584-nucleotide messenger RNA. RefSeq lists its product as uncharacterized. The record is from RefSeq and is a predicted model, not a curated record. The transcript has 2 exons. The coding region runs from base 148 to 534 and encodes 128 amino acids. Lineage: Eukaryota; Fungi; Mucoromycota; Mucoromycetes; Mucorales; Mucoraceae.